This is a messenger RNA of Fonsecaea nubica, 1437 nucleotides long. RefSeq names its product mitochondrial-processing peptidase subunit beta. Gene Ontology annotation, cellular component: mitochondrion. Gene Ontology annotation, molecular function: metal ion binding; metalloendopeptidase activity. The transcript has 5 exons. The record is from RefSeq and is a predicted model, not a curated record. The coding region runs from base 1 to 1437 and encodes 478 amino acids. NCBI's taxonomy places the organism in Eukaryota, Fungi, Ascomycota, Eurotiomycetes, Chaetothyriales, Herpotrichiellaceae.
AUGGCGUCUCAGCGGCUGGCGCUGAAUCUUCAGCGGUCCCUUCGAAGCAGACAAGCUCUCAAAGCCAUCCAGUCUCCCCUUCGCCGCUACGCCAACCCGGUCACUCCCUCUAGAACUGAAAGCACCACUCUUUCAAAUGGCCUGACGAUUGCGACCGAGCAUUCGCCAUGGGCUCAGACCUCGACGGUCGGUGUUUGGAUUGAUGCCGGGAGCAGAGCGGAAACAGACAAGACCAAUGGAACUGCGCAUUUCUUAGAACAUCUGGCUUUCAAGGGCACUGGCAGACGAACCCAACAUCAACUAGAGCUCGAGAUCGAGAAUAUGGGUGGCCACCUCAACGCAUAUACUUCGCGUGAAAAUACCGUCUACUAUGCCAAAUCCUUCAACUCCGAUGUUCCCAAGACCGUCGACAUUCUUUCCGAUAUUCUACAAAACUCGAAACUCGAGCCUGCGGCCAUCGAGCGCGAAAGAGAUGUCAUUCUCCGCGAGCAAGAGGAAGUUGACAAACAAUUGGAAGAAGUGGUGUUUGAUCAUUUGCAUGCAACAGCUUAUAUGCACCAGCCUCUCGGCCGCACCAUCCUAGGACCUAAGGAGAACAUUGAGACCAUCUCCCGACAGGAUCUCGUGGAUUAUAUCACCACCAACUACACUGCUGACCGCAUGGUCCUCGUCGGUGCAGGUGGCAUUCCCCACGAGGAACUGGUCAAGCUCGCUGAGAAACAUUUCGGACAUCUGAGAUCCGCUCCGCCGACAUCUUAUGCUGCCGAAGUUGCCGCUGAGCAGAAGCGUAAACCCUCUUUCAUCGGCUCUGAGGUCAGGAUAAGAGACGACACAAUCCCCACUGCACACAUCGCCAUUGCCGUUGAGGGUGUUUCGUGGAAAGACGAUGAAUAUUUCCCCGCUCUGGUCACCCAGGCUAUUGUCGGGAACUGGGAUCGGACGAUGGGCAACUCUCCUUACCUUGGCUCAAGACUCAGCACAUUUGUGAACGCGAACAACUUGGCCAACAGCUUCAUGAGCUUCUCCACGAGUUAUAGCGAUACUGGACUCUGGGGAAUCUACCUCGUUUCCGAAAACAAGACGCAAAUUGACGAUCUCGUCCACUUUACCCUACGCGAGUGGUCUCGCCUCUCCUUCAACGUCACUGAAGCAGAGACCGAGCGCGCCAAAGCCCAACUUAAAGCCUCCAUCCUCUUGAGUCUUGAUGGUACGACGGCCGUUGCAGAGGACAUUGGACGACAAAUCGUCACGACCGGCAGGAGAAUGGAUCCCGCCGAGAUUGAGCGUGUCAUUGGCCAGAUCACGGCCAAAGAUGUGAUGCGGUUUUGCCAGAAGAAGCUUUGGGACCAGGAUAUUGCGAUCAGUGCGGUGGGCAGUAUCGAAGGCUUGUUGGAUUAUAACCGUAUUCGAAACGACAUGGCACGGAACUUUUCAUAG